CAGAGAGGCCUCUGCUGGGAUUCGCUUCCCUAUUUCUGCGGUUUCUUUUCAGCGGAUUCCUGGGGCUGGAGAAGAAAGGGUGGUAACUGGUGGAUCCACCCUGGCAGGGAGUGGGGGUGGGGUUCAGGGGAAUCCGAAUUCGUGGAAAGGUCCCCUGACUUCAGGAGUGGCCGGACUCGGAGUCAGGAACAAAGUGGUCAGGAGCGCAGGGACCACAGGGAUAGCGUUGAACACUGUACCUCGGGAACAAAACUGAGAAGGCUAAUUAGGACAGGUCACCACAGGGAACCGGGACGCGGGGAGGGGAACCCGCGAUGAGAGAAACUCCGGCGCGGAGUAGUCAGGCCGACGAAGACGCUGGCCAAUAACUCUCAGGGGUUCUGGGCUCAGUCCACAGAGUUAGGGGCAUACGCCGUGGCAUCCCUCAUGAUCUUGGAGACUGGGCUCUCCCGGGAGGAUCACGCAUGAAAAGAGGGGGGCGCUCAGUGUGUGCUGUGUCCACGUGUGCAAGCUCGAGAGGGGAGGGGGCGCGGAAGGCGUGACAAAGACGGACUUUACGUCUGAGUGUGCGCCUCGCUCCAGCGGGGAGCAGCGAACUGUGCCAGGCAUGUGUCUCAUGGGAAAGCCAGGACGAAAGUGACAAAGGCUGGGUGUCUGUCACGGGGAAACUCGCCAAGGUGGCCACUGAGCGUCUGUGAGUGCGUGCGAUCGCUGGGAGAUGAAACCAAGAAGUGUGCUGGGUUGCACCCCGAACCGCUUUCGGGAGAGAAAGGCGAGUCCAGAAAGGACCCAGCGGAAGCCUGGCCUGGGAGCCAGGAUGGCCAUCCACAACACCUUGCUGAUGUGUCUAGGACUGCCUUUGCUCUUUCCCGGGGCCUGGGCCCAGAGCCAUGCCCCACCUGGCUGCAGCCCGGACCUGGAUCCGAUCUACUACAACCUUUGUGACCGCUCUGGGGCUUGGGGCAUCGUCCUGGAGGCGGUGGCCGGGGCAGGCGUCAUCACAACAUUUGUGCUCACCAUCAUCCUUGUGGCCAGCCUGCCAUUUGUGCAGGACACGAAGAAGCGGAGCCUCCUGGGGACCCAGGUGUUCUUCCUGCUGGGCACCCUGGGCCUCUUCUGCCUCGUGUUUGCCUGCGUGGUAAAGCCUGAUUUCUCCACCUGCGCCUCUCGACGCUUCCUCUUUGGGGUCCUGUUUGCCAUCUGCUUCUCCUGCCUGAUAGCCCAUGUCUUUGCCCUUAACUUCCUGGCCCGGAAGAACCAUGGGCCCCGGGGCUGGGUGAUCUUCACUGUGGCCCUGCUUCUCACCCUUGUAGAGGUCAUCAUCAACACCGAGUGGCUGAUCAUCACCCUGGUACGGGGAGGUGGCCAGGUUGGCCCUCUGGGCAAUGGCAGUGGCAGUGCCGACUGGACCAUGACCUCCCCCUGUGCCAUCGCCAACAUGGACUUUGUCAUGGCACUCAUCUACGUAAUGCUGCUACUGCUGGGAUCCUUCCUAGGAGCCUGGCCCACCUUGUGUGGCCGCUUUAAGCGCUGGCGGAAGCACGGGGUCUUUGUGCUGCUUACCACGUCCCUCUCCAUUGCCAUCUGGGUGGUGUGGAUUGUCAUGUACACCUAUGGCAAUAAGCAGCACCAUAGCCCCACCUGGGAUGACCCCACCCUGGCCAUUGCCCUCGCUGCCAAUGCCUGGACUUUUGUCCUCUUCUAUGUCAUCCCCGAGGUCUCCCAGGUGACCAAACCCAGCCCAGAACAGAGCUCAGGGGACAUGUACCCUACCCGCGGCGUGGGCUACGAGACCAUCCUGAAAGAGCAGACGGGCCAGAGCAUGUUUGUGGAGAACAAAGCAUUUUCCAUGGACGAGCCAGCCUCAGGUGUGGCAAGAAGUUUGUGUAUAUCCUUGUGUGUGUGUGUGUGGCAGGGAGCCAUUGAGAAAAAUGGAAGGUCUUGUGAAUGUCUGCAGUUUUCUGCUUGA
Peromyscus leucopus (white-footed mouse) is the source of this 1969-nucleotide messenger RNA. RefSeq names its product G-protein coupled receptor family C group 5 member C-like. Gene Ontology annotation, molecular function: G protein-coupled receptor activity; protein kinase activator activity. Gene Ontology annotation, cellular component: plasma membrane; extracellular exosome; intracellular membrane-bounded organelle. NCBI's taxonomy places the organism in Eukaryota, Metazoa, Chordata, Mammalia, Rodentia, Cricetidae. The record is from RefSeq and is a predicted model, not a curated record. Gene Ontology annotation, biological process: G protein-coupled receptor signaling pathway.